UAUUUGGCUCGGUGAGGGUUUUGCUUGAUAGGUUUCGACGAAGAUUGCUGAGUUUAUGGCUUUUCGUUUCGGAGGAAGACAAAUGGCUGGUAGGGCUUUGCUUGGAGCAUCCACACAAUUAAGGGGAUACUGCCAGAAAAUCUCUCCCACAGAAUCCUCUCGUAGUGAUAAAGAUGUUAGAGCUUGUAUUGGGGGUGGACUCGUAGCUUUUUUGUUCUACUCGUACUGGUUACGCAACGAAGCUUGGAAAAUUAAAGAGAGGAGCACACUUUUGACUACUACACCACACAGUCUGUCAUUUGUCAUUCGUAGGGGAAGAAAGGUUGAUCACCAUGUUUGGUGUCACCAGGAGGAGCAGAGACUUUUCCCUACUGAAUGUGAAAAGCUACUUAAAUUGUUUAAUAUACAUCAGUUUAGUGGGAUAACUGUUGUUUGUACCAUGAGUACCCACUAUGAAGAUGGGGAUCAUCAGAAAAUUCUUAAGAAGAAAACAGUCUUGUUGUCAGUCCUUUCAGGAAACCCUAGGCGGCAGGCCUGAAUCUGAUGAUGACGAGCAAACAAUUUUUUUUUUUGAGAGAAAUAUUUUAUUUUACUUUAUUAUAUAUACUACUUUUUAUUUUAUAUAAUAUCUAUUAUAUUUCAAAGG
Solanum lycopersicum (tomato) is the source of this 646-nucleotide messenger RNA. RefSeq lists its product as uncharacterized. NCBI's taxonomy places the organism in Eukaryota, Viridiplantae, Streptophyta, Magnoliopsida, Solanales, Solanaceae. The record is from RefSeq and is a predicted model, not a curated record.